This is a messenger RNA of Zeugodacus cucurbitae (melon fly), 2749 nucleotides long. RefSeq names its product merozoite surface protein 2 (gene miple2). Gene Ontology annotation, molecular function: heparin binding; growth factor activity. Gene Ontology annotation, biological process: mesoderm morphogenesis. The transcript has 6 exons. The record is from RefSeq and is a predicted model, not a curated record. The coding region runs from base 1149 to 2204 and encodes 351 amino acids. Gene Ontology annotation, cellular component: extracellular region. Lineage: Eukaryota; Metazoa; Arthropoda; Insecta; Diptera; Tephritidae.
CCAUUACCAUUGCCCAGCGCUGGAAUUGUACGCCACUUGAAAUCAGUUUGACUUCAACGCGCUCAAACGAUUGUAGUGAUUCGAGAUUACUUCGAUAUAAAAUUUUAUGUAUUUCCAGCAAAUGAAUUAAAAAUUCCAAGAAUUAACGAUUUUCGGUUUCAAAAUUAAAAUAGAUAUAAAGUGUUACAACAACAACAAUAAAAAACAAACUCAAACUCAGCGUAAACGCAACGACACAGCAUCUCUCCGGCCAAAAAGAGUCCUUUGCUGAGCGCCAGAUAUCCUUAUUGGAGAGCGCCUUAUAGCUGAAUACCGUUAUAUGUGAUUGUGAGCCACUAAGCUAGUGAACUGUUGAGUAAAAGCGUUUGUGUGGGCGUUAAUAGCAAUAACAACAACAUUGUGCUUCGCAUCCUUGUAUGAAGCUCUCAUAGAACUGAGUCCUUAAGUGCAUAACGGUAAUUGUGUGGCAAGUGCGCGCGCAUAGUACUCAAAAAUAAACCUUCGCAGCAGAGUGCAGUGCAAGAUUCAUUCGCUGACAAAAAUCCCAAAAGUGUUUACCAGAAAACACAAUAACAAAAACAACAAAAUAAACGCGUUUAAUUUCGUGAGUGUAUUCGGCGUAUUUGCAAAUUCACCACAAAAAUUUACAUUUGUUCAUCGACAUUUAUUCAACAAAUAGUAGGACUUGAGUCAGUCAGCAUCGCCAGCGGCAUCCUUCAGCCACAGAGCGUAAAAGCAGCAGCAAGAACAACAAAGUAAUUGCUUGCGUGUUGCGCAGUUUUCUUUCCGUUGCCACUUAUUUAUCGCAUCCGCACACACACACACAUCCAUCGUAGCAGCCAACACUGUUGCACUAGCCACAGCUGCUCGUUAACGACGACCAUCGCAUAAAACUGGGCAUUCCAAUUAAAAGCAAAAUAGAUUUCUUCUUGGCCAAUAGUUCACCAUCAAAUCUGCAUACCAACCGACAGCUACAACAACAGCAACGGCGUUGGACGACGAGAAAAACCAGCCGCAGUACACGCACUGCGAUUCGGGCUAGCAACGCUGUCGCCAGGGCUAGAAAACCGACACCACUCGAGGCCGAACAACAGCAACAGCAGCAACAAAAACAACAUCACCAAUCAAAACGUCAACUCUUUGUUAAAAUGAAUCUUCUAAUGGUCUGCGUACUUCUGCUGGUGGCAUUUAUCUGCCAACCAACAUUGAUUUAUGGUCUACGCGGUAGUCACAACGCCGGCGCUGCUGUCACCAGCAACCAUGGCGAUCACGAUCUCGUCCACCAUCAGCGGAGUAUCAAAACAUUUGGCGGCAAAGUGAAGCGUUCACGCUCCCAUUUACCACACGCUACGGCCGCCGAGCUGGCGAAUGCCAAGUUGGUUAUGGCGAUGGAGUCGGGUGAUGUAUUGGUGCGGCGUGCAGCGCGUGGUGCCAAUGUUGAUGGCGUCGAUGACAGCGCAGCCAACGUUGAUACAGCGGCUGUUGGCGGUGGCAAGCGCAACAAAAAUGGCAACAACAGCAAUAAGAAGCAGAACAAGAGCACUGAUGCCUCGAACGGUGGGCGGAAGCAAGAUAAAAAGUUCUCUGCUACUGUUGGUGGUCAAGCACAACAACAUCACGGCAGCGGUAACGGCAAUGGUGGUAAUAAUGGCAAUGGCAAGGGUAGACAACGUCAACAACUUCCACGUGCACAACAACAUCAGGGACACGGCAAACGCGGCGGCAAUGGCAAUGGCAAUGGCAGUGGUUCGGGCACUAAAGUACGCAUGGAAAGCGUGGAGAAGACCUCAACUUCGGAAAAGUCACAAUCCAGUUGUCGUUACGCGAAAGGCGCCUGGACCGAUUGCGAUCUCAAAACUAAUGUGCGUACCCGCACUUUGACGCUCAAAAAGGGCGAGGCGAAUUGCUUGGCCACCAGAACCAUGCAAAAGAAAUGCAAGAAACCGUGCCGUUAUGAAAAGGGUGCCUGGUCAGAAUGUCUUAAUGGUCAAAUGACAAGACAAGAUAAAUUGAAAUCGACCACAACAAAUAAUCCGACCGCUGCUACUGACACCGCCGAUGCCAAUGCCGAUUCGAGCUGUGAACCGAUGCGCAAAAUCACCAAGAGAUGUAAUGUCGGCGGCGCUAAGAUGGCAAAUAAGUCCAAUAAGGAGCGCAAGCAUAAGGAUAAAGCACAACGCCGAACACAACAGCAGGGUCAGUGAGAAGAGUUACAUUAACGAGCAGAAAACAAAAUAUCAAAAAUGUGCUAAGAGGCGCAAGGGCACACGAUUUUUAAAUUAAAAUAUCAUAAUUUUAACAUUUAUUUUUAAAAUUGAAAGCAAAACACGAAUUAGUGUUUACUUAAAAAUACAUACAUAUAUACAUUCUAUAUAAUAAAGUAUUAAGUUCUAAAUUCAUAGAGCGUGCAGAACGUGUAGUAGAGAGCAAAGGCGUUCUUACAUUUAAAUUACCUUAAUAUAUUUACAUACAUACAUACAUACAUUGUACAUGUAUUUGCACAACAAAUUAGAAUAAAACAAAUUUCUUUGAAAUAAAAAUAAUAAGACUUUAUUUUUCAAUUUUUUUCUUUCUUUAUUUUCUGCUUUAGCAUUUGCUGUUGGUAGCUUCAUUUCCAUUCAUUCAUUUCAUGUACAUAUAUAAAUGUUAGGUAUAUAAGAAUUUAAAAGGAAGAAAAAUGUACAUAUGGUAUUUAUAUAUGUGCACUCUUUUCAUUUUUUUUUUCAUUUGUAUACAAAGCGUUAACUUU